AUGAAGUGUGCAUUCGGAUCAACAUGCCACGGUGCAGGACGUCUCAUGUCUCGUUCAAAGGCACUCAAGACAAUUCCUCUCGAGAAGGUACAGAAUGAUCUUGCUUCACAUGGUGUCUUCCUCAAGGCAGCAGACAAGCAAACAAUUCAGGAUGAGUCUCCAGACGCAUACAAGGACAUCGAGCAGGUUAUCGAUGCAUGCGAGACAGUUGGUAUCUCACACAAGGUUGCACGCCUCGUUCCAAUGGGCGUUAUCAAGGGAUGA
Messenger RNA from Trichomonas vaginalis G3, 264 nucleotides. RefSeq names its product RNA ligase (ATP) protein. Bases 1 to 264 code for a protein of 87 amino acids. NCBI's taxonomy places the organism in Eukaryota, Parabasalia, Trichomonadida, Trichomonadidae. Gene Ontology annotation, biological process: RNA processing. The transcript has a single exon. Gene Ontology annotation, cellular component: tRNA-splicing ligase complex; nucleus. The record is from RefSeq and is a predicted model, not a curated record. Gene Ontology annotation, molecular function: RNA ligase (ATP) activity.